Musa acuminata AAA Group (dessert banana) is the source of this 1117-nucleotide messenger RNA. Its product is annotated as flavone O-methyltransferase 1-like. The record is from RefSeq and is a predicted model, not a curated record. NCBI's taxonomy places the organism in Eukaryota, Viridiplantae, Streptophyta, Magnoliopsida, Zingiberales, Musaceae. The coding region runs from base 92 to 1117 and encodes 341 amino acids. Gene Ontology annotation, biological process: methylation. The transcript is spliced from 5 exons. Gene Ontology annotation, molecular function: protein dimerization activity; O-methyltransferase activity; S-adenosylmethionine-dependent methyltransferase activity.
CUUAUACCACUCCAAGCUCAACCAGUCUUCCUCCACAUCUCAUAGUACUCCACCAUCACUCGUUCUGCAAACUAGCUAGCUAGCUAGUAGUAUGGCAUCCACGAAGAACAUCCAGCAGCUGACGCUCUCGGAGGAGGCAGGCGCGUGCGCCUUACGGCUAGCGAGCAGCUGCGCUCUCCCCUUCACCCUCAAGGGCGCUAUCGAGCUGCGGCUACUCGACAUCAUCGUCGAGGCCGGCCCGGGCGCCAUGUUGAGCCCGGUUGAGAUCGUUGCCCGGCUGCCGACCGAGAACCCGCAGGCGGCCACGAUGGUGGACCGAAUGCUCCGCUUGCUCGCCGCCAACACUGUCGUCAGCUGCACCGUCCAAACUGGAGCCGAUGGCCGCCCAACGAGGAAGUACGGCGCAGCUCCAAUCUGCAAGUACCUGACCAAGAACGAGGAUGGUGUGUCCAUGGCUGCUUUGGCUUUGUUGCUGCAGGAUAAGAUCUUUGUUGAUACAUGGCACCAUUUGAAGGAUUCGGUCCUGGAGGGUGGCAUCCCUAUGAAGACUGCCCACGGGAUGUUCCUGUUCGAUUACACGAGUUCUGAUCCAAAGUUCAGCACGGUGUUCAACGAGGGCAUGAGGGGCCACUCCAGCAUCAUCAUCAAGAAUCUACUCCGUGUCUACAGUGGCUUCGACGACAUGGAGGGGCUCGUCGAUGUCGGUGGCAAUGACGGUGCAACCCUCCAAAUGAUCACCUCCAGGCACCCGCACAUCAAGGGCAUCAACUAUGACCUACCUCAUGUUAUCUCCGGUGCUCAACCCAUGCCAGGAGUAGAGCACAUCAGUGGAGACAUGUUUGAAGCUGUUCCGAGCGGAGAUGCCAUCUUUUUGAAGUGGGGCUUUAGCACCGGGUGGGCAUUUCGGACCAUUGAUAAUGCCCCCCCGUCACUCUCUGCUAGAGAUGUAGCAGUCGUGGAUCAUCUGAGGGGCAUCCUGUCCUCUUCUCGGGUAAUUAAGGAGAUGACCAAGGAGUGGAUGGUUGAAGCGGAGCUAAGCCCUACCACCAGGGAAAUUGUGGACCUGCGUUCGAUGAAGAAGAUGACCAGCGCCAAGGCUGUCAAGCUCCCGUCCUAA